Molecule: messenger RNA, 300 nt
Organism: Prunus armeniaca (apricot)
Lineage: Eukaryota; Viridiplantae; Streptophyta; Magnoliopsida; Rosales; Rosaceae
Source: the annotation of a GenBank genome assembly
AUGCUGACGAAAUCAAUUGUCGAGACUCUUCCAAAGUGUAUUGCCUUUAUAGAGUAUCAUGAUACUCCUAAAGUGCUUAAGAUGGCUUUUGGAUCAGAAUCCCCUUUGAAAGGUGUGAAGGUAGGCGUCGUGAACCGCCUUGGUCUCAGAGUUGAUCAUUCACGAACUUCUCAACGUCCUACACUCGCAGCGCUUGCGGUACUUGUCGAGGGCGUCUGUGGCGUUGGAGUCGUUAGUCAACCUCCUCAUGGGCUAAAGAGUGUUGUUCUCCUUGGCUGCCCUGCCGGUGCAGCGUAUUAG